This is a messenger RNA of Ostrinia furnacalis (Asian corn borer), 1720 nucleotides long. RefSeq names its product neuropeptide receptor A9 (gene NGR-A9). The transcript has 13 exons. Bases 78 to 1454 code for a protein of 458 amino acids. Gene Ontology annotation, molecular function: neuropeptide receptor activity. The record is from RefSeq and is a predicted model, not a curated record. Gene Ontology annotation, cellular component: plasma membrane. Lineage: Eukaryota; Metazoa; Arthropoda; Insecta; Lepidoptera; Crambidae. Gene Ontology annotation, biological process: neuropeptide signaling pathway.
AGUGGUUAAAUGUGUGUGUAAUUCGGUGUUAAGUUUAAGUAAUGUGUUUGAGUUCAAAAGUUUUUAACUAAGUAAAAAUGGAUGGAUCCAACAUGACGGCGAUUUACAACACCUCCUUGCUCCGCAUGCGUGAUACCACCACCAUCCCCACGGUGGUGGCGAUCAGAAACACCACGGUCAGGGUUGUGAACAACGCGUACGAGUGGCGGUUCAUACUGCCGCCGUACUUCCUGAUAUUCAUGCUGUCGAUAUGUGGCAACUGCUUGGUGAUAGCCACUUUGGCCAGCAAUCGGAGGAUGAGGACGAUCACAAACGUCUACUUGUUGAAUCUGGCUAUAUCCGAUUUCCUGCUUGGUGUGUUCUGCCUACCCUUCACGUUGGUCGGGCAGAUUUACAGGAGAUUCUUCUUUGGAGCUGUUCUCUGCAAAUUAAUACCAUUCUUACAAGCCGUAUCAGUGUCAGUGGACGUAUGGACCCUGGUCGCGAUAUCCCUCGAGCGGUACUUCGCGAUCUGCCGGCCCCUCAAGUCGAGGAAGUGGCAGACCCAGUGCCAUGCUUACAAGAUGAUAGCGAUGGUGUGGAUCCUGUCCAUCGCUCUCAACUCACCAAUCUUGAUCGUGUCGAACCUGCAGCCGAUGAGGGGGAAUGAAACCUUCAAAUGCCGCGAAGUAUGGAGCAGCCUGGAGCUGGAAAGGGCGUUCAAUCUUGGCCUGGAUGCUGGUCUGCUGCUGAUACCGUUCUUCAUCAUGUCCUUCGCCUACUCACUUAUCGUUACCAAGCUCUGGCGCGGCAUGAGGCAUGAGAUCCAACACAACUUCAACUGGCAGAAACAUUUGACACGACAAGGAAGCUGCAAAACGGGUCAUCUUAUACCAACCACUCCAAUUUUACAAGCGAACUCCACCGAGCUGUGUUGCAAAAACAACUGGGCUACGAAAAAGGAAAUGGACGACAAAUCUGACGUGGAGACGAAGAGCACCCAGUCGUACUGCAUGCACUCUGUGGAUCUGGAGUUCCGCCACGCCAUUCGGUCUACACACAUCGACAAGAGCAUCGAGGCCAAGAGAAAAGUAAUACGAAUGCUGUUCGUCAUAAUACUCGAAUUCUUCAUUUGUUGGACUCCACUGCACGUGAUAAACACAAUCUACUUAUUCUACCCUGAGGAAUUGUACCAGUACAUCGGCUCCAAGGGUGUGGUUCUGUUACAACUGCUGGCCUACUGCUCGUCCUGCUGCAACCCGAUCACAUACUGCUUCAUGAACCGCAAGUUCAGGCAGGCCUUCAUCACGCUCUUCAAGACCUGCAAACUGUUCAGGGGAUGUUUUUCUGAGAAGUCCGAGUGUAAGCAAGCCACUCCACCACCUUCAAGCCAGGACGUUACAGCCUGUAUAGUAAGGGGCAGCCACACUGGACGCACAGAGCUGGAUGGGCUGGAAGGAGAGGAUUGUGUUUAGCAGCGGCUCGCAAAGUACUGCUUUGGGAAGCAGCGGGCACCCCGCACUGCCGGCGCCCGUCGUGCUGCGCCCCGUUACACAGGUGAUAGAAACAGGCGAAGAAGGAAGCCAGUUCCUGUAUCGCAUCACCUGGGCGCGGGCCGGGACCAAAGGAACUACGCCGACACAACCACUCUAUGAGUGAAGUGUUUGGGACCAUAUUAGACUCACUUAAGAGCGCUGCAGGCAAAUACAUAGAAUAAUACCUUUGCGCUGUAAGCACUGCC